AUGACUUCGUGGAUAGAUUCUAGUACUGGAGAUGACUCUGGGUUUUCUCUAGAUGUCUUGCCGUAUGGCAUCUUCAACACUCGAAUUGGAGCGGCGAUAGGGCGUUACAUACUUGACCUGAAGGCGUUGGCCCAGGAAGGAAUUUUUACAACAAUUGACUUUGACUCCUCGACUCUGAUGGAAAAUACAUUGAAUUCCUACGCGGCUUUGGGAAAGCAAGUCCACAGGCAAGUCAGGGAUCUCCUCCAGGAGCUAUUGGCCCAUGAUACCAGCCGUGGCACUGAAUUGCGCGACAACCAAAAAAGGCGAGAUAGAGUCAUUGUCAAGAUGUCUGAUGCGACGCUCCAUCUGCCCAUGAGUAUAGGGGAUUAUACCGACUUCUUUGUCGGACCAUACCAUGCACAAAAUCCGGGUUCGACGCUCCACCGGAACUAUAUGAGCCAGCCAAUUGCUUAUCACGGCCGCGCGUCCUCGAUUGUCAUUUCUGGAACUCCUGUCCGCCGCCCCAAAGGGCAGUUCCUGGUCGAUGAUAAACCAGUAUUUGCAUAUUCUCAAAAGCUCGACUUUGAGGUGGAAUUCGCAGCUUUCAUAGGCCAAGGGUGCGAAGAUGGUUCCCCGAUCCCUGUUGAUGGGGCCGAGGAUCGCAUAUUCGGAUUUGUGAUCAUGAAUGACUGGUCAGCAAGGGAUAUACAAAACUGGGAAUCAUCCCCGUUGGGACCAUUUAACGGCAAGAAUUUCGCGACUACUAUAUCUCCUUGGGUAGUCCCGCUGGAGGCCCUUGAGCCCUUUCGAGAGCCCCCCGUCUCAUCGGGGCCGCUGCUCCCAUAUCUCCACCAGAAAAGAGAAGAUUCAGUAUAUAGCGUCCCAAUUACCGUCUCACUCAGCGGCAAGAAACCCUACAGUCCGUUCGUUAUGCUAGCACACCAUACUGCUGGCGGAUGCUCUUUACGCACAGGGGAUCUCAUCGCCACAGGCACACUCAGUGGACCGUCUCGUAAGGAGCUCGGAUGCCUUCUCGAAGCCACGAAGAAUGGUUCAGAACCUUACGAGUUCCAUACAUCAGAAACAGGAGCAGGAAGGAUCGUUCGAGGAUACUUGGAGGAUGGCGAUAUUGUCGAGCUCAAAGCAUCUGGCUUCGGUAGUUGCACAGGGCGUGUCGUAUCAGCCGAGUGUCAAGCCUAG
Molecule: messenger RNA, 1182 nt
Organism: Penicillium manginii
Lineage: Eukaryota; Fungi; Ascomycota; Eurotiomycetes; Eurotiales; Aspergillaceae
Exons: 5
Coding region: 1-1182 (393 amino acids)
Biological process (GO): L-phenylalanine catabolic process; L-tyrosine catabolic process; homogentisate catabolic process
Molecular function (GO): fumarylacetoacetase activity
Source: RefSeq, a predicted model, not a curated record